Molecule: messenger RNA, 1379 nt
Organism: Striga asiatica
Lineage: Eukaryota; Viridiplantae; Streptophyta; Magnoliopsida; Lamiales; Orobanchaceae
Source: the annotation of a GenBank genome assembly
AUGAUCGGAGCUAUGGAAAUCGAGGUUACCAGAGCAAGGGAGCUCUUGCCGGAGUACGGUCCAGGAGGCGGCGUCAUUUUUGAGAGCUCUUGCGACAGUCAGACUUACAGAGAAAGCCAAAAUAAAAAAAUAAAUCAAUAUACCUUAAUUCGCGUAUUAUUUGAUUUCUUUCGCGCUUCAGUCUCCGCUGGUUCUUCUGCUCUCUGUCUGCUCGAGCUGUUUGGCCGGCGCGCCACGACUGAAGCCGAGCUACAUCUGAGUCCGCCACUGGCCCAAGCUUGGUUAAGAGCUGCCUGGUUUGAAAUGGAGCUCGAGAUUAUUGAAGCGGAAAUGGUGUUACCGACUCACAUGAAAUUUAAGAAGACUCAAAUGUAUGAAAAGUACCCAAAGGGCCAAGCCAGAGCCAGGUGGAAACAUCUCAAGCAGAUUAUUCAAGCUGAGAAUUACCAAAAUUAUCCUCCUAACGAACCAAAUUAUGUUAACAUUGAGUCACCACCAUCAAUGCAUCCAUGUAAAAGAAUAUGCGAUAUCACUGGCUAUGAGGCGCUUUACUUUGAUCCAAGAACAAACCUACGUUAUGCUAAUGCAGAGAUCUUCAGGACAAUUAGGUCUCUUCCGAAUGAUUAUGUCCAAAGAUAUUUGUCUCUUAGAAAUGCUGCUGUCGUACUGAGAUAAUAAACUUUUGGAUCACUUACGAAAAUUAUACGGAGUUGUAAUUAUUUAAAUUUUAUAAAUUGGAUGUGUUAGGUCUUGGGGCAUAUAAUAUUAUGUCUUCCACAUUCAAGAGGUGAACCAUAUUUCAGUAAGCUCUAAGCAUCCUUAUCUUGGUUGCCUGGGAUUUUGUUUAUUUAUUUGUGAUAUUGCUUAUCCUAUGUAUAAACAAUAAUGUUGUUGUUUGUCGAACUUAAUGGUUAUGUAGGAAAAAUUUGAGUGAGAAUACACUAAAUUCCGCUUUCCUUUCCAUAGUAUACACGUGUUAAUAAAUAGCAGAAAAUUAGUUAUGUUGGGAAAUUUGAGUAAGAAGAGUGUUAAUUUGUCUAAUUGUUAUAGCAGAAAAUUUGCAUACCAUACACCUUGAGUAUGCGAUUAAAAGAUGUCCAUUAACUGAGGAUUUGUUUGCUAAUAUAGCAUAAAGUUUGCACCUUGAGUAUGUGAUUGAAAGUUCAUGAACUGAAGUACUAGAAAAUUAAUACGCUAUACAUAUUGGGUAUGUGAAUAAAAAAUCACUAGAUAUAAUUAAAAUAUCACAAGAUUUUUGAGAAUUCAUUUUAAUAUAAAUAACAAGUGACUGGUAGGCAUAUUUUAAUAUAACUAUGGUGAUAGGUCAUCAAGUUGAGAAUUCAUUUCCUAAGGGCGUGAUUGUUUAUAUUUUCUACAGU